AAAUAAAAGAGGUUUUUCCUGGACCCAGACUCUGCUUCAUGCUUGUUAAGGAAGCCUGGGUCAGAACAAACUAGUCCAUCCUCAGCCAUCUCCAGUAAUAACAGAGACUCAAAAAAUGUUCCUGAAAGAAGCGUUAAAGUAUUAUGAGGAUGAGUUAAAUACAAAAAACCCCAAAAGCGUCUUUCACACAGGAAGAAAAUUUCUGGGGGAGUGGGAUGAAGAGCAGAUUUCAACAUCCAGUAGGAAACAAGAACAUCAUCUGUUUUACUUUCUUUUGUAGGUCCUUCUGAGUUACUGGAUAUGACAGAUAGCGAAACGGGUGAGACAGCUUUGCACAAGGCAGCUUGCCAACGCCACCGUGGCAUCUGCCAGCUGCUGGUAGAGGCAGGGGCAUCAUUGAGGAAAAUGGACUCCAAGGGUAAGACACCUCGAGACAGGGCCCAGCAGGCUGGGGAUCCAGAUUUAGCCUCCUACUUGGAGAGUCAUCAGAACCAUCCAGUAGUGCCCCACGAGGAUCUAGAGACUGCCGUGUGAUCUCUGUGGGUGUGCAAGAGAAAACUCUAGGAAAUGACAAAGCUGCACCUGAGGUACUCUUGAGGUGUCAUGUGAGGAAGAAGCAAAUGGAACCACCAGUCUCUUGCUCUCCUGCAAACUCUGAGAAGAAGCCACCUGUUUCUAAGGGCUACGGAGACUUGCCACGGAACUGUUCCCACAUGUCAGCUUGUAGGGAUAAAGGAGGAGACUCAAAGGCCUGGAGAAUCCAUAGGCCAAGGAAAUGUAUUCUCACUGCUCCCCCUAAGUAGCAUGAACAUCUCCCAUGUUCCUCUUGUAGAAUCUGUUUGAAUAAACAACAGCAACACAAAAUGUGGGGGAAGAAACCAAAACAACACACACAUUCAUAAUCCAGGCAACCAUUGAUCUUCUUCUAACGCUUGCCAUGAAAAUCUUGUGUUUCCCACUCUCCAUUUCUCUCACUUUCAUGCUUCAUAUUCUUGUUUCUGAUGCUGUGUUGCACACCAAUAAACCAGCAUCUGUGUCUUUGUGCUAAUUUUUCACCAUUCUUGAUUAAAUCAACUCUGUCAAAGGGGAUCAUAUAAUUCAUAUAAUGAAUUCACGCUUCAUAGUCUCUCUAAGUUUGACAUUGUUACAUCAUUGCUUCUUCUGAACCCUCCCUGUUUUCUUUGGAUAUAUAUCAAGUCUGCGACAGAAAGAAUCAUGCAGAAGAACAGUGAUUUUAUUAUUUAUUUAUACAUAGAAAGGUGAGAAUACAGGGCACAUAGAAACAGGUCAGAUUUAUCAAAGUGAUAAAUACUCUUAGAAUAUACAAGGGUUUUACUCAAAUUCUAGAGUGACUGCAUACCUAGAUUCAUGUGAGACCUUACGUUUGGUGGUAAUUUACGAGUGUCCCAAAUUCACAGAAUAAAAUGUGGACCUCAUAGAUUACUUUAGUGAUCAAUCUAAUCUAGUGAGAUAUCUUGGUUCUUUUUUUAAUGACUUACUGAUCACAAUUGAUUACAGUAGACUAGCUAUUUUGGAUCUAGUAUUGACA
Molecule: messenger RNA, 1549 nt
Organism: Thamnophis sirtalis
Lineage: Eukaryota; Metazoa; Chordata; Lepidosauria; Squamata; Natricidae
Source: RefSeq, a predicted model, not a curated record